AUGAGGAUGCCCAACAUGCACUGGGCUUUCCUUUUUGUGGUUCUCUUAGCACAUUCCUGCAAUGGAUUCUACCUCCCUGGUAGCUACAUGCACACCUAUUCAACAGGGGACAAGAUAUUUGCCAAAGUCAAUUCGUUAACUUCGAUUGAGACGGAGCUUCCAUUCAGCUACUACAGUCUUCCUUACUGCAAGCCAGAUGAGGGAAUCAAGAAAAGUGCAGAGAAUCUUGGAGAGCUUCUCAUGGGAGAUCAGAUUGACAACUCGCCCUAUAGGUUUAGAAUGAAUGUCAAUGAAUCUGUUUACCUCUGCACUACACCUCCCUUGAGUGAGCACGAGGUAAAGCUAUUGAAGCAGAGAACUCGAGAUCUCUAUCAAGUGAAUAUGAUUCUAGAUAAUCUGCCUGUGAUGAGGUAUGCUACUCAGAAUGGAAUCAAGAUCCAGUGGACCGGCUUUCCAGUUGGGUACACACCACAGAACAGCAAUGAAGAUUACAUUAUUAAUCACCUCAAGUUCACUGUAUUGGUUCAUGAGUACGAAGGAAGAGGGGUGGAGAUAAUUGGUACUGGUGAAGAAGGGAUGGGUGUGAUUUCUGAAGGAGAUAAGAAGGCUGCUUCUGGAUAUGAGAUAGUCGGCUUCGAAGUUGUGCCGUGUAGUGUUAAGUACGAUUCUGAAACAAUGAUCAAGCUCCACAAGUAUGACAACAUCACCUCCCCAAGCUGCCCAUUGGAGCUUGAGAAGUCUCAAAUCAUAAGGCAACAAGAAAGGGUUUCAUUUACUUACGAGGUUGAGUUUGUGAAAUCUGACGUCAGAUGGCCAUCUCGUUGGGAUGCUUACUUGAAAAUGGAAGGUGCCAGAGUUCACUGGUUCUCGAUCCUAAACUCGCUCAUGGUUAUCUUCUUCUUGGCGGGUAUAGUGUUUGUAAUAUUCCUGAGAACAGUGAGGAGAGAUUUGACUAGGUACGAGGAACUGGACAAGGAAGCUCAAGCCCAGAUGAACGAAGAACUUUCUGGGUGGAAGCUUGUUGUUGGUGAUGUGUUCAGAGAGCCGGAGCACUCAAAGCUUCUCUGUGUGAUGAUUGGAGAUGGAGUCCAGAUUACUGGGAUGGCAGCUGUCACUAUAGUUUUCGCUGCAUUCGGUUUCAUGUCGCCUGCUUCUCGAGGAAUGCUAUUGACUGGGAUGAUAAUCUUGUACCUCUUCCUUGGUAUUAUUGCAGGUUAUGUGGCAGUUCGGUUAUGGAGAACUGUGAAGGGGACCACUGAGGGAUGGAGAUCUGUUUCCUGGUCAGUUGCCUGCUUCUUCCCUGGAAUAGUCUUCGUAAUCCUCACAGUACUCAACUUUAUUCUAUGGGGAAGCAAGAGUACUGGCGCCAUCCCGAUAUCCUUGUACUUCAUCCUUAUCGCCCUCUGGUUCUGUAUCUCAGUUCCACUAACUCUCCUGGGUGGAUUCUUUGGCACAAAAGCGGAGCCAAUUUCGUACCCUGUGAGAACCAACCAGAUUCCAAGGGAGAUUCCAGAAAGAAAGUACCCUUCGUGGCUACUUGUCCUCGGUGCUGGAACUUUACCAUUUGGUACUCUCUUCAUCGAGCUCUUCUUCAUCCUCUCCAGCAUAUGGCUCGGCCGAUUCUACUACGUCUUCGGUUUCCUGCUGAUAGUUCUCAUUCUCCUCAUCGUGGUAUGUGCUGAGGUGUCGGUUGUCCUCACCUACAUGCACCUAUGCGUUGAGGACUGGAGAUGGUGGUGGAAGGCGUUCUACGCCUCAGGAUCUGUAGCUCUCUACGUGUUCCUGUACUCCAUCAAUUACUUGGUCUUUGAUCUGCAGAGUCUCAGUGGGCCUGUGUCGGCCGUACUCUACCUUGGAUACUCGUUGAUCAUGGCUGUCGCGAUUAUGCUGUCCACUGGCACCAUUGGGUUCGGGAUGUCGUUCUACUUCGUGCAUUACCUCUUCUCUUCCGUGAAGAUCGAUUAG
Molecule: messenger RNA, 1965 nt
Organism: Linum tenue
Lineage: Eukaryota; Viridiplantae; Streptophyta; Magnoliopsida; Malpighiales; Linaceae
Source: the annotation of a GenBank genome assembly